CAACUUGGACUUAUUUUUACGGUUAAACCUCAACGGGACUGAAUACAUACAAUUCAUUAUUCCCAAAUUCUUUUUACUUCUUCUAAUUCAUGCAUCACAACAACAACAACAACAACGCACAGUGAGUUACAGAUCGGAUUAAGCGCUGACGGCGGAACACGGCGGUGCUGAACAACAUUGCCGCUUGACGCUUUCAUUCUCUCUCAAGGAUGUCUGUUGAUGGGGAGUUUGCCAAUGGCUCAUCCAUCUUAACUGAUGAAAAAUUGCCCGAAGUGGCGAAUUCAGCUAUUGCAUGUGAAAUUGCAUCUAGCAGUGGCACUGCUGUGUCUACAAAAGAAAUUUUGAACUGCCCUGCUGAUAAGGGUCAAAUGGAACAUAAUCCAGCCCCAGAGAUAACAGGCAUUGAAGAAAUGAGUGGUAAAUCCGGUGGUUCGGAAAAAGGAAAUGAUGACGAAAAAUUAAGAAACGUAAGUGCAGAAGCUGCAAACGCAGGAUGCAGUGGAGAGAAGAUACAAUGUGACAAAAGUGUAAAGACUGAAAAUGCAGACACUGACGGUGAUCAAGGGGAACUGAGCAUGGUCGCUGAAAUCAAAGGGGUGAAUGAAAGAGGAGGUGAUUUUGAUGGCGGUGUUAAUUUGAUAUGUGAAGAAAGUGCAAAUGCUGAUAAGGUAGAGAGCAACGGCCAAAAGGUAUGUAGCACAGAGAUUAAAGCCGUUGAAGAAAUUAUGGGUGAAUCUAAUGGUUCAUGGAAAAAUGAUAAGAGCGUGGAUGCGGAAAAAGGGGAUAUCAACAAUUCAAUGGAUGUCGACCCUGUUACUGAGACAAUGGUAAGCAUGGAAGGAAUGAGAGGUGAAUCUACUGGCCCGCACAGAAGUAAUGAUGGCAGAAGAUUAAGUGAAGAAAGUGCAGAUACUGAAAAGCUAGAGAGCAAUGGCCAGAGGAAACCUAUCACUGUGACAGAAAUUAAAGCCGUUGAAGAAAUUAGCGGUGAAUCGAAUGGUUCAAGUAAAAAUGAUAAGAGUGUGGAUGACGGAAAGGGGGGUAUCAACAGUUCAAUGGCUAUCAACCCUGUUACUGAGACAGUACGCAUGGAAGAAACAAGAGGUGAAUCUAGUGGCCCUCACAGAAGCAACGAUGACAAAAGAUUAAAUGAAGAAAGUGCAGGAGCUGAAAAAGCAGUCAGCAGUGAAGACAAGUCAUUAUCUGACCAACUUGAGAAUGCUGGAAAUGAAGACAGUAAAAAACAAUUGGCACCCAACAUGAUCACAAAAAUCAAAGGCAUCAGUGAAAUAGGAGGUAAUUCUAACUGUGAUGUCAAAUUAGUCCGUGAAGGAAGUGUGGAUGCUGUGAAGAUAGAGAUCAAUGGCCAAAGGGCACCUAGCACUGUAACAGAGAUUGGAGAAAUUAGGUCUGAAUCUAAUGGUUCAAGUAAAAUUGAUGAGAGAGCAGAUGCUGAAAAGGCCAGUGGCAACAAUUCAAUGGCUACCAAAAUUGUUACUGAGAUUAGUGCAUUAGAAGAGGAAAUAGGUAAUGAUGAAUUAGUACACCAAGAGAGCACAAACAUUGAAAAAGCGGACAGCCAAGGUCAAAAGAUUUCCCAUAUUGUAAGCGAAAUCAAAGAAAUUGAAGACAUAGAAGGUGAAUCUGAUGUCGCAAACAAAAGGACUGAUGGAAACUCAACGUCUGAAGAUAGAAAGGAUGAUGAAGUGGCGAAUGAUAGCACUCCAGUUCAUAAAGGCAUUGAUGCUGUCACAUCUGGAAAGGAGAGCGUGAAUAGCUUGCAUGAUGAUGUUCAAAACGUGUGCAAUACAGUCUUCGACACUAAAAGCAAUGAUGAAAUUGGAAGUAAAUCUGAUGGUGACAAUAUAGAUGACAAAGCGGUGCACGAAAGAGAUGAGGAUUCCGAAAGAUUGCGUUUUGAUAGUCUAGCUAGUGAAGGGAUGUCCAGUGAUGCUGAACUUUCACAUGGCCCCUCUGUUUUGGCUGAUGCAAGGUUGUCUGAAGUAGAUAAUUCUUUUACUUCGUUCAGCAGAGAUAUGUCUAGCAAUGAUGCUGUUGCAUUGGGAAAUGAAGCUACUGAUAGCUGUAUUUCUCAUGGUCAAAGUCCAGCGGAUAUGGUUCAAGAGAUCAUUGGUAAAGCAGUAGGAAGUGAAUCUAAUGAUGUGGACAGAAGUAGCAAUGACAAAUUGAUGUGUGAAGACUUUGAGGAUGACAAAAGUUUCAACUACAGUAGUCCAGCUGCUGAAGGGAUGUCUUGUAAUGCUGAGUUUUCCCAAGGCCUAUCUACUUCUGUUGAUUCCAAAAUUUCUGAAGUGGGUAAUUAUUGUGCUUCAAAUACUGAAGACGUGUGUAGCAACGACACUGGUGGGGCUGAAAAUGAAGAUUUGAAUAGCUCUACUGAUGACCCCCAACUGCUGGGACCUAACUUGAUCAGAGACGGUAGUGGAGUUGAAAAUUUGGAAGGUGAAUUAAAUGGUGGUGAUAACAGUAUAAACAAGGAAAUACUUAACAAAAAAUGUGAGGAUCCGGAAAAAUCAAACAACAAUUCAGAUAAUGUGCGGGUGCAUAGUGAUGCUGAAUUUUCUAUCGAUCAGUCUGUUUUAGCUGAUGUGAAAUUGUGCAAAGCUGGAAAUUCUUCUGCUUCAAGCAUUAAAGAUGAGUGCCGCGAUGUUGUAUGUGGAAGUACUUUGAAUGACCCGAUUCGUGAAUGUAAAAUGGUGCCCGAUAUGGCUACGGAGUUCAGUGACAUUAAGAAGGAAGGUGAAUCUAGUGUUGCGGACCAAACCAGCGAUGACAAAUUCAUACAUGAAAGUGUGGAUGCUGAAAAACAACCGAGCAUAAGUAUUGACGAAAGGAUGUCUUGCAAUGAUGAAAGUAGCCAGGAUCAGGCUACUAUUGCUGAUUUAGAGUUAUCUGAAGCGGGAAAUACUUCAAGCGGUAGAGAUGUUUCUAGCCUUGAUGCUAUGACAUUGGAAAAUGAGACUUUGACUUGCCCAAUUGAAAUUGAUCAAGAGUCAGCCAACACGAGCAUAGAGAUCGCAGGCAGUGAAGAAAUGACAGGUGGUUCAGACAGGAGUAAUGAUGACGAACUUAAAUGUGAACAAAGUGGGAAUGCUGAAAUUUCAAAGACUAACGAAGUGUUGGUCUCUUCGGCUGAAUGUUCCUCUGUGGAUGUUGCUGCUGUAAAGGAUAUAAAUCAGAUUGCAGCAAAGGGAUUUUACUUCCUGAUCAGGAUGCCAAGAUUUGAUGAUGAAAAGAUACGAGAAUGCAUCAAAGUUGCCGAGCAAAAUGUUGAUGAGAAGACACAGCAAAGGGAUGCAUUUAGACAAAAAAUCAGAAAUAAAAGAGCCAAUUGCCAAACCCAUGGUACUGAAUUUGAAGCUGCCAAAGCUCAAGAGAGAGAUGCUAGAAAGCAAGUCAGGACAAAGCGUGCAGAUAUCUCGUCACUUCAAGAUAUAAUUGAUAAAGCAAAGAAUGCAGUUGCCGUUACUGAGAUUGAUAAUAGGAUUUGUAAUAUGGAGCACAUUAUUGGACAUGAAACUGUACCUCUAAAGGAGGAAAAGCUUCUAAUUCGUGAAAUCAAGCAACUGAAGCAGCUUCGUGGACAGCUUUCCUCUAACAUUGGCAGCCAGGAUGAAGUGCAGAAGUCUCUGGAUGAGAGAGAAGUAAACGAAGAGCGAUUGAGGGCCUUGAAGAAAGAGCUUGAUAGCCUCAAAGUCAAGGUCUCAAAAGCUGAAACAAUUGCGAUGGCAGCUAGCCGAAAAUUUGAAGAUGAGAGUCGAAAGCUCAAAGAAUUGCAAGUACAGUUUAAAGCUGCAGAUGAUGUUCGCCAAGAAGCAUAUGAAGAAUUGCGGAAUUUAAAAAAGGGACUGUAUGAGAAGAAUAUUCAUUUCCGGACAUACAAGGAUGAAGCGACUUUGGCUAGUGAUCAUGCGCGAAAGAGAGAAAUGGAGACUCUUAAUCAUCUCUGUGUGGAUCAGGUUGAAAGGUACAUGGAUCUUUGGAACAAGAAUGAUGAGUUCAGAAAAGAUUACAUCAGGUGUAAUACAAGGAGUACAGUAAGGAGAUUUGGGACCUUGGAUGGUCGUUCACUUGGUCCUGAUGAGGAGCCAGCUGUUCUUCCCAGUUACCGGGUGGAAAGAGUUAAUAGGAUGGUAUCUAGUGUAGAUAAAGUUAGUAGUAUGUCACAACGUCCGGUCUCUCAGCAAGUAAAACAAGUAGUAGUUCUUAAGGAUGAAAUUAAGGAUGACAGUAUUGUUGUGCCAGCAGCCGAAGGGAUGAAACAGGUUGAGAAAACGAAAGAGGCUCGCAAACCAAUUCAAAGAGAGAGUACGGUUGAGGAGCCAAAAGAGGCCGAGCCUGAGCAAACUGCUGAGGAGCUAGAGGCUGCUAGAAAGGAGGAGGAACUGAGAAAGCGUGAGGAAGAAGCAAGGUUGAAAGAGCAACGGCGGUUGGAAGAGAUUGCAAAGGCUAAGGAGGCAUUAGAAAGGAAAAAACGCAAUGCAGAGAAGGCCCAACUGAGAGCUGAAAUGCGAGCCCAGAAGGAAGAAGAGCAGAGACUCAAGGAGAAGGAGAAAAAACUGCGGAAAAGGGAAAGGAAGAAGGGCUCCGUAGGUGAAACACAGAGCGAAACUAAUGAUGGUGAAGCUGCUUUGAUUUCUACCAGCCUAAGAGAAACUGUCAAGGAGCCCGAUGCUACUGAGAAUUCUCAAACACUGACUAGGAGAAAACAGAAAUCGUCUCAAUACACAAAACAGAUGAAGACUAAAUCCAUUCCUCCCCCUCCUCGUAUCAAAGGUAAAAGGAAAUGGCAGCAGUGGCUUUGGUUAUUUCUUUCUUGCGCAGUCGUCAUUGCUCUGUUCUUCCUAGGAAAUAUCGGCUUCUUCUCCCAUCUGAGGCCACCAAAAAACCCUGCAUAUUAGGGUCAUUACCUUGUUAGAUCUGGCUUGGAGUGAAGACGACAGGUUUGUUUUAUAUCUUACAGAUGAAGUGAGGAGAGAGACCAUUCUUUCGUUCUAUAUAUAUACAUAAUAUAUGUUGGUUCAUCAUAGAUUUGAACAUUUGGUUCUUAGUAGAGUGAGCAGAUGUUUUUAAGCAACAUAGAACAUAAUAUUGGUAUUUAUUACUUUAUUACAAAAAAAAAAACCCGAUACUUAAUAAUCCUAUUGUUUUUAUUGUGUUUAAUGGUAAAGUAUUAUCCAAUA
Molecule: messenger RNA, 5204 nt
Organism: Solanum pennellii
Lineage: Eukaryota; Viridiplantae; Streptophyta; Magnoliopsida; Solanales; Solanaceae
Product: reticulocyte-binding protein 2 homolog a
Exons: 14
Coding region: 210-4922 (1570 amino acids)
Source: RefSeq, a predicted model, not a curated record